Molecule: messenger RNA, 10572 nt
Organism: Pocillopora meandrina
Lineage: Eukaryota; Metazoa; Cnidaria; Anthozoa; Scleractinia; Pocilloporidae
Source: the annotation of a GenBank genome assembly
UGGCUGAUGAAAUUACUCUUAGGAUUUAUUUAUGAUUUUUGUAACUUUAAAAUUCUCUUCGUGAAAAGGUUAUUCUCAAGACAUGCCGACCGUAGACCUUAAGCGAGACUUGUUAUUCAAGGCCAUUGGAAAGGAGUACAGUAAGUAUUAUCGGUUCUAGUGUAAUGCACGUGGUAAGAUUUUCGAACAAAUUGAAGUGAAAUAUAAAGGAAAGUGAAAUAAAACAGGAGUUAUUUGUUCCAGCGGAUGAAGAGUUUGAAGAACUGUGCUUUGACUUUGGACUUGAACUGGAUGAAGUGGUGAGUAACAUCUGCAUUAUAUUCGUGCCUUGUAUUCUCCAUUUGUCAAAGAAAAACAGCCUUUUUAUGAGUACUAUUUGGAAUAACUAGAGUUAUCUGGGCUUCCUCUAAUGGACAGGGUGGCAAUUUGGUGUGCACGCUACAUUUAAUCACGGAUAAAAUUCUAUAGAGUGAGUUUGUCUAACAAACAAACUGAACAAAACCUGAUCUUGGAACCUUAAUGAGAAAUUACGCACACUUUAAAACAAAAAUCAAGUAAUCAGAUGAAUUUUAAAAUUUGUUACCAAAAUGUGUUAACCGUUCGUCACUACUCAGUCACGACAGGAGAUGGAUACUAGCAGCUGCUACCAGCAUAUACAACAUACCUCAUUUUGUUGUUGGUGUUGUUGUUGAUGUUGUUGAUGUUGUUUCUUUUUUUUCCAACAAGUUUCAUGAGUUGUGAUUCUGUAAUCCACACAGGUUGAGGAAGGUGAUGAAGGAGUCAUCUACAAAAUUGAAAUCCCAGCCAACAGGUGGACUACAUUUUAUUUUAAUUAUAAACAACUUCUGGACUACAGGCAUCAUGCUAGAUGUAGAAAGCUUCAAUCUAGAAACAUUUUUUUAACUGUUAUGCUUUUAAUUUCCUUCAUCCUUUGUAGUACCAAAAUAAAUAUGUGUCAAUAAUUUUUUUUGUUUAAUGUUGAUUUAAAUUACUCCAUUAACUUGAUUAUAAUUUGAUUACACAGAUAUGACCUUCUAUGUCUGGAAGGAAUUUCAAGAGGAAUUCAAGUUUUUCUUGGAAAGUGAGUUUAUUAGAGAAUCCUGUAAUUGAAUUGUGACAAUCACUCUGACGAAGGGCUAAGGCUUGAAACGUCAGCCAUUUAAACUCUUUACAGUGGCCAAUUUGCAUUUUCAACUCAGUUGAUAACACCAAAUUACCCUAUUGAAUUGUGACAAUUGUUUUGUUAAAAAAAUCCUUUAGUUUCUGCUGUGAGGUCAAUUCACUUAAUUCACUCAAUUGAUAAAACCAGCUUAUCUUGUUAUACUCCCACUGAUGCAGCACCUCUGACAGUCUCUUUAGAAACUCGCUCACUUUAUUAAUAUGUACCAAACCUUUCCGCAUUUAGUGGCUUUCCUUCUUUCCUUAUAUUUCAGGAUAAAAGCUCCUAGAUACAAAGCUGUGAAACCCAGUGGUUCUAUGCAGAGAUUAAAAAUCUCCAAAAAUGUAUGUAUUUUCUUCCCAGUCCUUUCUUGAUAUACCUAUAGGGCAUGUUGAGUCUUGUUUCAAGUUUUAAUUUCUUUCCAUGCUGAAAAUGAUUCUUUAGUUUAAUGUGAGUCAAUACACAUAAUGUGUAUAUUUUCCAACAUCACAAAUCGACUAAGUUGUACAAUAUAACAAGUUAUAGUGUUAUAAAUUACAGUCUAUACAUGAUAUAAUAUAAAAUAUUAUGGAGCCAUUCAACAUAGUUGUAUACGUGUGUAUAGAACAGUCUGUAAUCAAACAAAGGGUUUGUUUCACUCAACAGUAAAUCCAUUAAACCUAUGAUUCCUUGAGAUUACCUUUGAUUUUCACUGUUAAGCAGAAAGAGAAUUUAAAAAAAAGAUGUCCUAUUAGAGGAUGCUUUCAUGAUAAUUAUUAAACCACAGAAGUGAAAAGUAAGCUAAUUGGAAAAUGUGAGGUUGUCUGGUAAAGAGGAAAUUGUCAAGUCCUGGCACUGAAGGAGUUAAAUUUCCUACCAUUUUGGUCCAUUCUGAAAGGACAAACAUUACUUAGAUGUCAUCAAAAUCUGUGGAUUAUGUUAAAUGUUCAUUAGAAAGUUGGAACCCUCUAAUGAAAAACUUUCCUAAAAGAUCUCUCUUAGGAGAAUAGUCUAAUUUUCUUAGACUACCUUAUGACUUCAAGGAAAUUUUGCUAAGUUUUUGAAAAUACUAAAGAAUAUUGAAUUGCACCAAGAGUAGGCUUCUUUAUUUUUUAAUUACAUGGAGUGUAAUUUAAUUUGAAGAAGUGUGCUCCAGUGAUUGUAAAUUUAAGUGUGGUUCUUGAAACUCUUUUUGUUAUAUUGAGCAAGUGUUAUCUCUUGAUGAGUCAUUUUGCCAAACAUGUGAUGGCAAAAAGUUGAAGGGAUGUUUCUCUGUUUUUACAGACAGCUCUUGUCAGACCUCAUUGUGUUGCUGCCCUCAUAAGGAAUAUUACUUUCACUCAGGUAAUGUCAUUAUUAUUUCAUUUUUAAGUUUUUUACUCAGGCUUAAUAGAAUCAAUAAGCAACAUCAAUUUCAUACUUCAUCCUUCAUCUAUUUCCUGUUUAUGAAGAGGGUCACCUAUAAGCUUGUUCUCAUUAUAACUUCUUACACUCCAGGAAAGUUAUAACAGCUUCAUUGACCUUCAAGAUAAACUACAUCACAAUCUUUGUCGACGUAGAAGUCUUGUUGCCAUAGGAACUCAUGAUUUUGACACACUGCAAGGACCAUUUUUGUAUGAUGCUCUUCCUCCUCAAGAUAUCAAAUUUAUACCUCUUAACCAGGUGAGACAUGAUACAGAUUUAUUUACCACACUGUGAAAGAUUAUAUGGACUUAGUACCAUAGCUUAGACAAAGUGAUAUGAAUUUCAUUCAGUUAUUAUAAGGAUGACUCCUUACAUUUAACAAUUAGGUUAGAUUUAAAAUGGUUUUGAUGAAACACACUGGAUGAGAUUGUAUCUGUGCAUAUAUCUUUGAUGGUGUUAGUAGUGAAUUACACAGAUUAAGAUUGCCUUAAACCCAUUGAGGAUACAUGCUCCCUGCAUAAUUUAGAUUAUUUGUCGGUAGCAUUUUAGCUUAACUGGAACACUCACACCACAGGACUUCUGUGUUCCUAAAAUUAGAAACUUUAUGCAAAUAACCAAUAAAAUAUGUUUCAUUUUUUUUCAUCUCUUUGAAUACAAUAUAGCCUAAUGGGAAGUUACAUUGAGAUAUCUUUAUAUUGACCAAAUUUAAAACUGCAGAACUAUUUUGUUCAAAUCUAUUUAUGGUCUUGGGUAGUAUCUUGGGAUGUCUUGUAAAUCAAAGAACUCAUGAUGUAAAUGUAUGUACACUUUUUCUGCAUACUUGUUCAGUAUUUUAGCACUUUGAUGAUGAAUGUGCGCCUAAUAACCAAGAAACUACGGUACCUUUUCAUUAAAGGUUUACUACAUUUAAGAACAAGCUAAUGGCAUGUAAGUUAAUAAUAGUUUGAAUGGAAAAGCUGGCUCUAUAGCAGUAGAUUACUAAUAGUUUUGAGGUGAAUAUUUUUUAGCCAAAUGAGAAGCAUUUUUUCUCAUUGGCUGAAAAUUGAUUGAUUAGAAGGCAAGCAUACCUGUAUGUUCUCUUAGUCCAACUUAUUUUCUCUUAGACCAAAGAAUUUACUGCUGUUGAAUUGAUGGACUUGUAUAAGGUAGGAAGGAGCUGAAUACUCUCAAAAUCAAUAAUUUUUUCCUUCCCUCAAGGUCUUUUGGGGUUAAGUUGUUGGUUUGAUCUGCAUCAAGAAUUUUUUAAAUCUGUAUUACCUUUACAACUACAAAACUUGAAAAAUCCAGGGUUUAAUGUGCAAAAAUUGUGAUAUCUUCCAAAUUUUUAGGAAAAACAAUAAUUGUUUUUGUGGAGUGGAAGUCUAUCUUUACUUGUCUGUUUGCAAUAAGUUAACUGUUAUUUAUACUGUGAGACCAUUUUUUUGGCCUCCUCUUUUUGCUUGUGGUUAUUUAUCAUUUUGUUUAUUCUGUUUAAAGGGGGAAAGCCACUUGAAACAGUACCUGCCAAUCAUUCGGGACAAACCAGUUUAUCCUAUCAUAUUUGAUGCCAAAAGUGUUGUGCUGUCAAUGCCACCAAUUAUCAAUGGUAAGCUUCAAAACUGAUUUGAGUUGAUUUAAUUUCUUUAUACUGUAAUACAGCUGAUAUGUAGCCAAUUUUGAUGGUGCAUCAUUUAUUUGUAAGAAGGAAAAUUUGUUAAACGUCAGCUAUGAUUAACCAUGACCAAGGCAAAAACCACAUGUCUACCAGGAAGUGAUUUCACUUUCUCUUUGUUUAUACUUUAUAUUGGUAAUUGCUAAAAGAUUGGAUAUCAAAGGGGAUCAUUGUUUCAUUUUACACGUGUUAAGUUUUCAGUUAUAACCUUGAGGCUGUAUACUACUUGUGGAUCUGGUAACACUUGACUGGCCAUAGAAAUAAGGCACUACUCAAGACCCCUCUACAAGCUUGAGAAUGGUCAUGUUAUCUGAUAGAAUGAAAAAGGGGAUGAAUGUAAUGAUGUUACUUUUCACCCAUGCUGUAAAUGAAAAUUUUUCUGCAAAAUUUUGGAAAAAUUAUCUAAGCUUGGUGUUUUAAAAUACCAAAUAUUUAACCACAUGCUUCGUAUGUUAGGUGAACAUUCCAAAAUAACUCUCAACACAAGAAAUGUCUUCAUAGAAAGUACAGCCACAGAUCUUCACAAGGUAUAGUGCUAUUGCUGAUGAGAAUGAAUACAUCUGUGUUAAAAUUUAACAUGAAUGUAACUAAUGUACUUCUGUUAAUCAGGUGACCAUGAAUGUUUAUUUAAUAUUCAUGGCUCCCUGCAAUAACCAAUCUUUUAGUAGCAAGUUUACAUCCAUAAACCUAACCUUAAACUGCAAGAGACUUUAUUUAUUUUUUUUUUCUUUAUUUAUUUUUUUUGGCUGGUGUUUGUAUGAAAACAGAAUCAUUUCUCUUCAUUAUUAGGCUAAAAUUGUCCUGGACACACUUGUGACAAUGUUCAGUGUCUACUGUGAGGAACCAUUUGUGUAAGUGUACAAGAAGUAUUGUAGUUUAUAAGACAAAUUGCAAAACAGGCCCAAAUUACUUUUUCGAUCGAAAUGUGAUUUUUAAAGAACAAUAAGAUAAUUUUGGCCUACAAGCACUCUUUUGUAUAACAAAUAUUACACUGUAUCAGUCCUUCAGAUUUUUGCUAAAGUUCUAAUCUAAGAAAGAUGGCUAUUGAAACAACUUUGAAUUAUAGAUUUUUUUGUUUCACUUCCCUAAAAAUAUAUAGCAGAUCAUCUGCAGAAAAUAAAUACAGGGUGAUUCCACUGAUGUAAAGAAAAGUCUCAAGGGCAUAGUUUGGUUUGAUUUCCCUUAAAAACAAACAUUUUGACCCCAAAGAAGUGACUUUAGCUUCACUUAAGGUCAAAUUCGAUGGAUCUUCUGUUGACUCAAACUUUUUACAUUACUUGUAGGUUGAGUCAAUCUGUAGGUACAUUUAAGGAAUAUCAGAAGGCUUAGCUUAAGUGGUAGCUGUGAAACUGACUGGGUUUAUUUGACACUUUAAAAGGCCAAAAUGCCGUAUUACUGAGAUAUAUUUAAUUUGUUACCAGACCUUAAAUGUUAACCUUUUCUGUUCCAGGGUGGAAUCUGUUGAAGUUGAGCAGCCAGAUGGAUCAGUCCUUGUUUAUCCAGUAUGUUACAUAUCAAACUCACUUCUGCAUCAUAGCCAGUUUACACCACUCUAACCUGUCCACAAAUCUUUGUUCUCGUGUCCAUAGAACUAAAAAAAAUGAAAGCCAGCAAAAUCACCUGAAUAAGCUAUGGGCUACAUGUUGAGUUGAUCUUUUUUGACAUUUUGACAAAGGUGUCAGAUGACACACACAGCAGCACUGUUCAUUAGUCCUUUGUGUGAAAUUACAGAUGAUCAACGCGUUAGCUAACGCGUUAGCGAAAGAGCACUAACGCGUUGACUUCUUCGAGCCCACGCGUUGACAACGCGUUAGGUGGUUCGCUUAUCUUCGAACGGUACUGUACCUAAUCGAAUCUGUACUAAAAGUUGCCUCUGUUUCCUUUUCACACUAGGAACUUAAAUAUCGCCAUGAAGUGGUCAGUGUUGAGCAGAUUAACAAUAAAAUUGGAAUCAAGUAAGAUGUUAUUUUUACUCAGUUAUGUACAUGUAGCAAGAUAGCACACAGUUCUUAAAAUUAAUUUAUUGAUCUGAUUAAAUUGUUUCUGCCUGUUCACAGGGAAUCUCCAGAGAGAGUUGCAGAAUUGUUGACAAGGAUGUGCCUUCAAAGUGAGGUUACUGAUGGUGGGAAAAACGUCAAAGUAGAAAUUCCUCCAACUAGAGCAGAUAUCCUUUCAUAGAAUUUAUUUAUCUUGCUUUGAACUCUGUAGUUUUUAUGUCAAAGAAAUGUAAUGUACCAUAACCACAGUGUACUUCUGUUCAUUUCCAUAUACAUCCACAAUCUUGCUGAUUAAAUCUAUAUGUCUUGUGAUUCAUUUUCUUCCCACUUCUCAGCUCUGAUGCAUUUGUUGGAGAACGUUCUUCCGUGUAGUGCUGAUUACCGUUGGAAUCAAGUGCCAUUUUACAGCACCUAAAAAAACUCACUUUUGUCUUAUUACAUGACUUGGGCCUUUUAGAGUCUAAAUUUGCCAUCUCAAAUGUAAUGCAGCAAAAAAGGUGAAUAGUGUAAGUCCAUUGUCAAACCCUUGGGAUGUUAAAAGCAGCUUAAUGAAGCAAGGUUUGUAGCUCUUUGGUUACUCAUGUUAUUUUCUUGACACUUCACAAAUAUUAUCCAUGAGUGUGAUAUAAUUGAAGAUGUGGCCAUUUCUCAUGGAUUUAAUAACAUUGUAAAGAGAAUACCUCCAACCAAUACUAUUGCUAAUCAGGUAAGAUGAGCAAAACUUCAUGUGACCUCUCUAAAUUGGAAUGAAUUUGAUAAUUAGCUUACUUGGUUCACGAAUCCUUUUUCUAUCUUAAAUUUAUACACCUGCAUAAGGAAAUAACAUUUUCAGGUUGCAGAUUGAUAGGUUGUAGAUCUUUGAUUAGAGUAAUCAAUGUAUAAUUGAUAUAAGUUUCUCAAUCACUUUUUUUAAAGUUUUAUGUCAGUUAAUUAGUGUCCUCAAUUAGUUGUUCUGAAAUAAUUUUUUUCCUUUUUUUUUAAUCCAAGUAUACAUUUGUCAGCUCUUGUUUACUAAAUCAUUGUGCAUGUAAAUAUAAUGUAGGUUAGGAAGUUACAGUCACAGUCGUUGCAAUCAUUUUGAUCAGAAAGCAGAGAACCCGGGGUGAUUAACUACUGCAGCACCAAAAGUUUUGUUACUUCUUUUGCAGUUCAAGUUGAACACACUCUGUGAUCUGCUGAGACAAGAAAUAGCUCAAGCGGGCUUUACAGAAGUUUUAACCUUCGCUCUGGUAAGAGAUGCUUUUUUCCCGGAUAGCUUUUCCCAGCGAUUUCAAUACGUUAUGUUUGUUUGCUGUGUUUGUGAGUUUUGCGUGGCUCAAUGCUUCUGUUUAUCAUCAUCAGAGAAGAAAAUAAUUCUAAUAGAACUCAAUUUGGCUCUUGCGUUCUUUACGUAAAUACUUUUGUCAAUUCUUAUAAGAAAAGUGACACAUCAACCCGAAAAGUCAAUGUUAAAGACCUCUUCUCAGAAUUGGCUUUUGUUUGAAAUCCUUGGCUGUAAUUUCUCUCAAGUCCUAACGAUCUCUCUCUUCUUUUUCCAGUGUUCCCGUGAUGAUGUUUCGGAGAAACUCAAGAAGCCUUUGUCGUCUUCAAAAGCUGUUCACAUCGCAAAUCCAAAAACACUGGAAUUCCAGGUUUACUAUUUUUUCUUUUCUUUUCGUAUGGAGUUAAAAUCUUUAAUUUUCUUUAUACAUGUAUUUUAAAAUUACGAUUAUAUUUUUUUGUGCGAGGAUCUCGCCUUUAAAUCGGUGAAUUGAAAAACCUUCGGUGUGUAAGCGGAGGAAGAUUUAGAAGUUAUUUCGUUUUGUUCCUCUUUGUCGUUUGUUCUUGUUAUUGUGGCCUGUUUUAAAAAACUUAGCAGUGAAGCAGAAUUUGGAUAGGUGGAGAUAGCGACCUGAUCACGUGCGGUCUCUUAUGUCUUACACCAGUUAUCUUUGAGUCCUCGUGAUAUUUUUCUUUUCUCUGAUCGGCUGCAGCUAGGUUUGAAUCUUCUGCACUCAUCAAUAAGCACUCUGACCAUUUCAAUUACUUACAGGUUGCAAGAACAACACUUAUUCCUGGCAUCCUAAAGACCAUUGGCUGUAACAAGAAGAUGCCUCUCCCAAUGAAACUGUUUGAAAUUUCAGACGUGGUACACAGCGAUGAUCAGAAAGGUACAGUGCGAUUUGUUGGUGUUCUUUGCACGACUUAUGCACUCACUACUUAAUUAAAUAUUAUUUAAUUGCGACUGAUAAACAAAAAACGAAAUAAGCCUCGCAGUAAAAACGCAAUUAAAUAAAGCAUAAAAAGAAGCCUGAAAAAAAGUUAGACUUUAAUAGGAUUCGAGCUAAAACCUUUCCGAUAACAAGUGAACGUUACUAGCAACAUAUUUGGCACACUUUUUACAGUAAUACCUUGUCUUAGUCACUCGAUUAAGCAAAAAGCUAUUCAAAAUUUUGUCUUCGGUGGGUAUGGACAAAAUAACCAAUGCUCCAUGGCUCUUUUUUUCUUUUUCAAGAUGUUGGAGCUCGAAAUCACCGUCGUUUCUGUGCCGCGAAUUACAACAAGACGCCGGGAUUUGAGGUAAGGUCACUGUCGCUGUAAGGGUAAGGUGCUGAUUGAUUAGGCACGCGAAGCUACGUUAAGCAAGCCUCGCGGUAUUUCCAGCACUUUCCCUCAAUGUCCAUCUGAAGUUCGUUUGAGAUCCCUUUUAGUUACGCCUUAAGUGAAGGUUUUACCUAUCUCCAGGUCAUUCAUGGUUUGUUGGACCGCACCAUGCAGCUCCUUGAAGUACCGUACACAGAGGAUAAAACGUCAGCACACGGAUAUUAUCUGGAGGCUCAUGCAGGUAUCUGUGUUACUCCCUAAAACUACAAUUGAUAAAACAAAAUUAUCCAUGAAAUAUUUUUUAAACGACUGAAUGUCUAACUUAUUGCCUAGGUAACUACCUUAAAUAAAGAUGUAUGUUUGUUUAUUCGCAAGCUGGUUCGCACGUUCAUUAAUUUAUUCAUGUGAUAAUUUUUCAGAUGAAACCUUCUUUCCUGGUCGAUGUGCGCAGGUGAUCGUUAACGGAAAGCCCAUCGGCAUCAUGGGAGUAUUACACCCAGAGGUUGUCAGCAACUUCGAGUUGAAUUUACCAUGCGCAGUGCUCGAACUGGACGUGGAGGAGUUCCUUUGAGGGAAUCAGUAAUUACUGAAAUCAAUAGCUGAGUUAUUCAAUAGUUAGCUGCCUGAGGCUGCAGAGAAAAAUGAAUUUAGGAAAUAUUUCUGAAGUCAGAGAAUUGCCCACUUGCUCAUUCAAGUAUGCUGAAACACUUGAAUUUGCAUAACCUUGGUGAUGAAGCUUUCUACUUCCUGUUAAGUCACAUUUUAUUUAGAGCCGUCGCUCUCCAUGCGAUUUGACCAGUAACUGAAUAAUGCCCGCUAUCUCAUUAGUCGUUUCCUCUAAUUUACUCCUCUUGUUUUGACCAUACUGGCGCACAAGUCUGAAAGUUUUUGCUAGAUUUUUUCCGAUUAAGAAAGUGAAGGUUUAGAAGGCUGGAGCUGAGUAGGAGCUGUUUAGAGGUGGAAAAUAAAACAGCUCAAAUAUCUAAAAGUGCUUAAACUGAAACAAAUCGAAAUUUUGCUUAGUUUGCCGGUCUAUUCGAAAAAAGAUCGAUUUCAUUUAGCCGUUUGCCUGCUCAGUUAUAAAUCAGAAAAGGUGUGAGCAACAAUUAGUAAUGCGCUCGCCUAUGGCCUCCGUGCUUCCUGUUAGUUCUCAAAUCAUUUUAACGUCAUCUGUGUCUCUAACUUACUGAUUGAAUAAGGUGAAAAAGGAAUCUAUUUGUGAAAUAGAUUCGGCUGUCUGCCUACAUUAAUUUUCAAGAGCUCAAGAAGGUCACCCUAAGAUAAGUUUACUCCGUACUGUGUGUUUUAAUUAAAAAGUUUUAACCAAGAAGCUAUAGUAUUUCAAUGCACAAAUUCCAAGACAGUUAAAAAAGGUCCGAUGUGUUGAAUAGCAAGGCCCCAGAGGAAUGUCGGAUCUCUUCCUAGAUCAGCAAAUUCCAUCACUGGUUCCCAUACCACUCUGCUGCAUCACUCUUCUGUACAUUUAACGCCUCCAUUGCGCCGAUUACCUUAACAAAACUAAUCUUAUUAUAACGGCCUAAAUUUUGUUUGUGUCCAUGAAGGAGAAGAGAUCUUGACAGACCUUUUUUCAGGCACUAUGAACAAUUAUGAGCAACUUAACGUGCCGAUAAAUCCCUCACUACAAUAGCUGUUUUUCGUAAGUAUAUAUGUCGUGAGGGUGAAGAUGAACUGCAUUUUUCAGUGUAGGAUUAUAAAAAUGAAAAUAAACAAAAUUAAUAGGAGGUUUGUUUUAGGGAUUUAUUAUUAACCGCAAAGGUCAGAUGGAAAAAAAACCCGUG